UUACUUACAAACGGAACGUGUUUUCCGCCAACGUGGUCAGAGAGAAUAUUGAAAAAGAAAUCCAACUACUAAAGAAAAAGAUCAAAAUUUCCCCUCUCCAUUUCUCAUCAACCUUUCCUUCCUUCAGGAAAGAGAAAGAAAAAAAAAUUUUAUUUUCAAUUUUUUCUUUCUCUUUCUCUUUCGCUCCACCCCACCAUCAUGUCGUUUCCUCCGGGAAGCCGACGCCGCUUUUCGGCGGCUCUUCCUUUGUUGUUUCUCUUGGCUCUGUCAUUUGCUGGUGCCGCCACCGCCGACGGUGCCUCCCAGGACGAUGGCCCCCAGUUACCUUCCUGUAACAAUCCGUUCAAAUUGGUUAAGGUGAAGGUCUGGGUUGACGGCGUUGAAGGCGAAGAUUUAGCUGGUUUAACUGCAAGCUUUGGAGCUUCAUUGCCUGAGGAGGCCAGCAAAAGUCCCAAAUUGCCUGCUGUUUUCUCAAAUCCCCUAAAUGGCUGUUCUAAAUCUUCUUCAGAGCUCUCUGGCUCUGUAGCCUUGUCUACACGUGGUGAUUGUGACUUCACAACUAAGGCAAAAGUUGCACAGUCAGGAGGUGCUGCAGCCUUGCUGGUGAUAAAUGACAAAGAAGAGCUUUACAAGAUGGUUUGUUCUGAGAACGAUACUUCUCUAAAUAUUUCGAUACCUGUUGUGAUGAUUCCAAAAUCAGCAGGAGAUGUGGUUAACAAAUCUAUGGCAGACAAACAUGUGGAAUUCUUAUUAUAUGCACCAACCCGUCCUGUUGUGGAUUUCUCGGUGUUAUUUUUGUGGGCAAUGGCUGUUGGCACAAUUGUCACUGCUUCACUUUGGCAAGAGUUUGGUACUUCUGAGCAUACUAAUGAACGCUAUAAUGAAUUAUCACCAAAGGAGUCUUCCAAUGCUGGAAUAAGCAAUGAUGAUGAAAAGGAAAUCCUUGAUAUCAGUGCAAAGGGUGCCGUAGUUUUUGUGAUAACAGCAUCCACUUUUCUGGUGCUACUCUACUUCUUCAUGUCCUCUUGGUUUGUCUGGUUGCUGAUUGUACUCUUCUGCUUAGGCGGUGUUCAGGGGAUGCAUAAUUGCAUUAUGACGCCGAUAUUAAGAAAAUGCAGGAAUUGUCCACAGAAGACACUGAAUUUGCCUCUUUUUGGGGAGGUUUCUAUCCUCUCACUUGUGGUUGCGCUAUUCUGUGUGACAUUCGCUGUUGUCUGGGCUGUCCAUAGGCAAGCAUCAUAUUCAUGGGUGGGCCAAGAUAUUCUUGGUAUCUGUUUGAUGAUAACAGUCUUGCAGUUGGCUCGACUGCCUAAUAUCAAGGUUGCUACAGUGCUUCUCUGUUGUGCAUUUGUCUAUGACAUCUUCUGGGUCUUCCUAUCACCACUUAUAUUCCAUCAGAGUGUGAUGAUUGCAGUUGCUCGAGGUGACAAUAGUGGUGGAGAAUCAAUUCCCAUGCUCUUGAGAGUUCCUAGAGUUUUUGAUCCAUGGGGUGGCUACGAUAUGAUUGGAUUUGGGGACAUUCUCUUUCCUGGUUUGCUUGUUGCAUUUGCUUUCAGAUAUGAUAAGGAAAACAAGAAGCAUCUGGCCAAUGGAUAUUUUGUGUGGUUGAUAAUUGGCUAUGGGUUUGGCCUCUUCUUUACAUACCUAGGGUUGUAUUUAAUGAAUGGGCACGGUCAACCUGCACUCCUCUAUCUCGUUCCUUGUACACUAGGAGUUGCUGUCAUAUUAGGUUUGGUGAGAGGAGAGCUGAAAGGACUCUGGAAUUACAGCCCUGAGUCAUCUUCCAUGACAAAUCCCUCUGGAGAAGCUUGAGGCAGGCAGUUCUUAUGAAAAUGGCAAUGAUCGUCAGAAGCUGAAGGUGUAAAGAGAGGGUUUGGUGUUAUUUGAGUACAGGGUUUAAGAAAAGGCAGGGUUUGAGUUUUUGGAGGCAACUUGCCAUUCAAACUUAUAUUCCUGUCUCUUCAAUUGUAUCUAUCUAUUGAUACCACGGCUCGAAGCCUAACACCCCCCAUUGCUGCUAAUGUUGUAAUAAUCUGGAAUGUUAUACAGACGUGUCAUUUUUUGCUUGUGCAAAAAUUGUAGGCAGGCAGAUACAACUUUCAACCUUUCAAGGUAAUUGUGUUGAUCUUAUUAUUCAUA
This is a messenger RNA of Theobroma cacao (cacao), 2139 nucleotides long. It is a transcript of the gene SPPL3, whose product is annotated as SIGNAL PEPTIDE PEPTIDASE-LIKE 3. Gene Ontology annotation, molecular function: aspartic endopeptidase activity, intramembrane cleaving. The record is from RefSeq and is a predicted model, not a curated record. Gene Ontology annotation, cellular component: Golgi-associated vesicle membrane; lysosomal membrane; cytoplasmic side of endoplasmic reticulum membrane. NCBI's taxonomy places the organism in Eukaryota, Viridiplantae, Streptophyta, Magnoliopsida, Malvales, Malvaceae. Gene Ontology annotation, biological process: membrane protein proteolysis.